UUCUCUUUCUAUAAAAAUAGAAAUUAGCACAUAACAGCCCACACCGGCAAAUAAAAUUCGUGAAAACGGAGUCUCUGCAUUCCAUUUUAUGUCGCAUCAUCAUUGAAUUUCCUUUGUAAGGCAAGAGUAACUUACUUUCUUUGUCUCUCUAACAAACUUAUAUUUUGCAUCAGGCAUUCGACGAGUUUAACAGCAGAUAGAUUCAAGGUAUUUUCAAUAGCGAAGAUGGUGUUGAAUUACACAGAAAAUGACAAUGAAGUUUACCGUUAUAUUCAAUUGAUGACAAUCGGCCUUUUCACCUGUCUGAAUAUCGUCAUCGGAUCAGUUGGAAACGCUUUGGUGUUCUUAACUGUUUACUCGAUCCCGUCUCUACAUACCGUAUCCAACGUACUUCUUGCGAGCCUCGCUUGUUCAGACUUCUUGUUGGCAGUAUUUGGACUGCCAUUGGCAGCAUAUGCGAAUGUCCGCUCAGGAGUAAAUAUUAGAGAUACUUCAAUCAAAGCAGAUAUCCUCUACAUACCAGUCUAUGUAUCUUUUCCUGUUUCUGCAUGGCAUCUAUUAUUUAUUUCACUUGAUCGGUAUUUUGCAAUCUCCUAUCCAUAUAAAUACCAGGCUCGUGCAACAAUCCAGAGAACAUUUUACCUCAUCAUAUUUUCGUGGGUGAUCGGAAUCACCUGGGGCCUAGUGCCGUUGUUCGGUGGAUUAGAGAUAGAUGAGGACUGCCUUUCAGAUAUUUGUCGAACUUUAAAUAAUUCAUCACUUCGAGUUCACGAGAUAAUGAGUUCAGCCUUUGUAAUUACUGUAUUUAUUGCAAUUGUCUUAAUUUAUGCUAGGGUAUUUUCCAUUGUAAAAAGGCUUUCGUUUAAUGUACGAGAUAUACCAAGAUCAAAUAGUAUACCCAUUCCAAGAAAUACUAUCGAGCAAGCAUCACUGCGUAACACUUACAUUAAAGUUACCGCAAUGGUAGUUGGAGGAUUUUUCAUCAGCUGGUUACCAAUGGUGGUUUAUAUGAUACUCAACACUGAAUAUAAACCUCACAACGUAUCGCUAAACAUUCUCAAAACUCUAGCAGAAUGCACAAGUCUCUGCAGUAUUUCAUUAAAUCCGUUAAUUUACAAUUUCAUGUUAAAGAGUUUUCGAGAUGGCUUUCGAAAAACGAUCAGAAAAGUAAUGGGUAGUUGUACAAAUUAACCCUAUCGAUUGGAGAAAUAAGCAUACUCAAAAUUAUAGGUUGCUUUCCAUACGUUAAGGCCAAAACAAAUUAUUGUGCUGGCCAUGCCCGACCGACCUAAAUUUUAAAUUAUUGUGCUGGCCAUGCCCAACCGACCUAAAUUUUAAAUUUAAAAAAAAAAAAAUUUUCCUACUGACCUACUCAUUUUUUUGGAUUUUCCCGAAACGUGGCCUACACAUUUUUUUUUUUUUUUGCCUAAUAAGAGAGAGAACUCGGCUGUCAAAUAUUGGAAUAUUCCUGUAAGCUCCGCCCUUUGGAUAUUGUUGUUAAAUUUAAGAUGACUCAAAACGACAGCGUAAAACAUGCAGGCCUAUUUGUGGAACGUGUGCUUGAUU
Messenger RNA from Anneissia japonica, 1566 nucleotides. Its product is annotated as trace amine-associated receptor 7f-like. The record is from RefSeq and is a predicted model, not a curated record. Gene Ontology annotation, biological process: G protein-coupled receptor signaling pathway. Gene Ontology annotation, cellular component: membrane. The transcript is spliced from 2 exons. Gene Ontology annotation, molecular function: trace-amine receptor activity. Bases 226 to 1191 code for a protein of 321 amino acids. NCBI's taxonomy places the organism in Eukaryota, Metazoa, Echinodermata, Crinoidea, Comatulida, Comatulidae.